CGCCGUUUCUCUCCAGCAGGAUCUCUCUGGCCCUGCCUCCACUCAUCCAGUGAUCCAUUCUCGCGUCCAACCCUUCAGCAAGAAGGAACAUCUCUACGACCAGACCUCCGUCCUCAAUACAGACACACGUCUGUAUCUGUAUAGACACCCCCCCACAGCAGCCAUGAACGGCACUGAGGGCCCUAACUUCUACGUGCCCAUGUCCAACAGGACGGGCGUGGUACGGAGCCCGUUCGAGGCCCCCCAGUACUACCUGGCUGCGCGCUGGAAGUACUCAGUCGUGGCUACCUACAUGGUCUUCCUCAUCCUCACCGCCUUCCCCGUCAACUUCCUCACCCUGUACGUCACCAUCGAGCACAAGAAGCUGAGGACCGCCCUGAACUACAUCCUGCUGAACCUGGCGGUGGCCGACCUCUUCAUGGUGGUGGGCGGCUUCACGGUGACCCUCUACACGGCCCUGAAUGGCUACUUUGUCCUGGGGGUGGUCGGCUGCUACAUUGAGGGAUUCUUCGCCACCAUGGGAGGGGAGAUCGCUCUCUGGUCACUGGUGGUCCUGGCCAUCGAACGCUACGUUGUGGUCUGUAAACCAAUGAGCAACUUCCGUUUUGGAGAGAAGCAUGCUGUUGUGGGAGUGGCCUUUACCUGGAUCAUGGCCCUCACCUGUGCUGUUCCUCCUCUUGUGGGCUGGUCCAGGUACAUUCCUGAGGGAAUGCAGUGCUCCUGUGGGAUUGACUACUACACCCCGAAUCCUGAGCUCCACAACACGUCUUUCGUCAUCUACAUGUUCAUCCUGCACUUCUCCAUCCCUCUGGUCAUCAUCUUCUUCUGCUAUGGCCGCCUGCUCUGCACUGUUCGGGCGGCCGCAGCCCAGCAGCAGGAGUCAGAGACGACCCAGAGGGCGGAGAAGGAAGUCACUCGCAUGGUGAUCGUCAUGGUGAUCUCCUUCCUGGUGUGCUGGGUGCCCUAUGCCACUGUGGCCUGGUACAUCUUCUGCAAUCAGGGAACUGAGUUUGGCCCUGUCUUUAUGACUGCCCCGGCCUUCUUUGCCAAGAGCGCUGCCCUCUACAACCCGUGUAUCUACAUCCUGCUCAACAGACAGUUUAGGAACUGCAUGCUGACCACGGUGUGCUGUGGGAAGAAUCCGUUCGGGGAGGAAGAAGUCACCACGACAUCAUCUAAAACCCAGUCCUCCUCCAUCUCCACGGUGUCCUCCAGCCAGGUGGCUCCUGCUUGACCUUCGACCACUGCCCCCUGACCCUCCACCUGACCCAGUGCAUCUGGGAACCCACCGCCAAGCAGCAAAGCCUCCGAUUGGCAAAUUAUCUCGACUUACCUCUUCAGUCUUCAGAGCACAAAUAUAACUGCACGUGUGACCGACCACAUACAGACACAUUAAGGCCUCUACAUGUACAGUAUUAUACUCCCUUAACCAAGGAAAAGUGUAGUUGGCCUCAGUAAUUAUAAGACCGAGUUCUUGGUGAGUUCAUCCAACUGAACACGUUCCAUGGGUUCACCUCCCCUAAAACACAAUCAUACAAUAACAAGAUGAAACCCUCUACUGCCCCAACUCAUAGACACGUCAGAUUAUAUAAUUGACACUGACUCUUUUUACACGUAAUUGUUUAGGAUAAUCCCCUUAAUGUGCUUUAAAGGAUCUAUUUGUUAAAUGAAUACUUAGUUAAAAUGAGUUUUAAAUUUGUGUAGAUUGCACCUCCCAUUAAGUCUGUGUUGAAGCAGAGGUGGUUAGCUCUUGGCAGAAAGGGGACCUGAGUGUUAACAGAUGGACCUGCACCAAGCCUCUGCAGAGACAAGCUGCCUCCCAUAGCAUAAUUUGGUUGUGUGUGUGUAUAAGAGAGUGAGGGUGUGUGUGUGUGUGUGUGUGUGUGCCUGUAUGCAUGUAAAAGUACUCUGGAGAUACUAUAAUGUUGAUUGUGUGAAGGGUUAGGAUGUUGUGGAAGUAAAUGUUUUAUGUCCUGCAAUAAAAAUGAU
Hypomesus transpacificus is the source of this 1989-nucleotide messenger RNA. Its product is annotated as rhodopsin-like. The record is from RefSeq and is a predicted model, not a curated record. NCBI's taxonomy places the organism in Eukaryota, Metazoa, Chordata, Actinopteri, Osmeriformes, Osmeridae. Gene Ontology annotation, molecular function: G protein-coupled receptor activity. Gene Ontology annotation, biological process: visual perception; G protein-coupled receptor signaling pathway; phototransduction. The coding region runs from base 164 to 1234 and encodes 356 amino acids. The transcript has 5 exons. Gene Ontology annotation, cellular component: membrane; photoreceptor outer segment.